Messenger RNA from Lutzomyia longipalpis, 3400 nucleotides. Its product is annotated as protein split ends-like. The record is from RefSeq and is a predicted model, not a curated record. Bases 4 to 3003 code for a protein of 999 amino acids. NCBI's taxonomy places the organism in Eukaryota, Metazoa, Arthropoda, Insecta, Diptera, Psychodidae. The transcript has 3 exons.
UUGAUGUUCAGACCUUGCACCGAAAUGACCAAACACAAAUACCUGCUACCACUGCUCAUUCUUUUCGCUGUGGAAGCGACCUCACAGAAACAAAUCAACCACCGUCGUCCAAUUUUGGAUUACAAAAGCGAGUACGACAAUGGAGAUCUUGUGGCACAGUCAAGCACCACAACGGUGAGGUGGCUCCCACCACCUGGCAAAGGGGCAGCUACACAUUUUAGGAACUAUCGAGAACCAGAUCAAAUGUACCAAGCGUCGUCCACGUCAGCCGUCACGUCGAGCGCAAAGGCACCUCCAAAGGUCAAGAAGAUGAUCAAGAAUACGGCCUACGAGAUGUCGGAUGCACUAGCAAAUACGGAGACAGCGGCGGAGUACGUGUCCACAGCACUGAAGAUGUGGAAUGGCCCCACGAAGCCAACUGCUGUUCCAGAAGCCAGCAAGAAGUCUCUAAUGAAGUACGACGUUUUCGAUCCAAAGCAAGCAGCUGAACUUCUUCACCUCAACCAAUUUGAUCCGCAACUGUAUCAAGUUCCUCAGUCAAUUCAAUCUAUGCAAAUCCCGACGCACUACGUUCAACCAACGCAGUACCUCCUGGAGCCUGCUCAGUACGAAGAACAGGAGCCAAUGCCACAGCAGUAUCAUCCAACGACCCUUCCACCGCAGCAAGUGAUCACAUUGCAACCAGUUGUGCAAAAGAGGCCAUUUGAAGUUGUUGAAACUGAAGCACCAUCAACUCCGCCACCUGUACCACGAUAUGCUCGUCCUGCCAUUCGUAAACCAUCAAAAGUUGUUCGACAGAAGGCACCUGGAGUGGUGGAUAAUUCCUACGAUCCCUACCAGAAUGCUGUAACAAAACCCGAACCAUUUGAAUUGCCCACAAAAGCUCCUGUCCACAAGGAAGUUACUGCUGAAUCCCAACGAACUACAUACAGCCGAAAUCCAACCAGUACUUACACUGUGGAAUCUGGUGGUGAGACCCACAUCCAUCAUCACUAUGCUCCGGUGAAUCAUCAACAGUAUGAGGAUGAAACUGUGGAGGUUCAGGAAGUUCAAACGCCAACAAGACCCAAAUACGUCACUCCCAGGACUCGUUCGAAGCCAUCUACGCAUGCUUUCCAAGUCCAACAUCUUCAUGCAGUUACUGAGGAACCUAGUCCUGCAGAACACACCACACCCUACAGAACAACUACUCCGUACCAGCAAACACUAAAGGCAACAAGUCGCCCUUUAGCACAUAGUCAUCAAUCUUAUUCACAUCUCGCACAGGACAUUGAGAAGGAUCUCUCAUCGCAGAGCUAUCAAAUUGAAAUUCCCCGAGAAGAACUUAUAAAGCACAUUGAAGAAUCCGUUAACAAGUACUUGAAGAAUAUGAAUUUGGAGGAGAAAUUUGCCAGGGAACGUCCACGACCACCAUCCUAUGUGCCCAGAUCUCAGCAGCAUGUCACAAUUAUUUCGACAACACCUCCACCACAACCACCUCCAACAACAACCCCUCUGCCCACAACCCCAAGACCAGUUAAGAUUCCCCGAAGACGGAGGCCAGUUGUGAUUCAACAGCAGCAACCGCAGCAGGAGAUAAAUCAUGAUCAUCAAGAGCAGCAUAUCAUUGUGUCAAAUGACGAAUAUCUCCCGCCAUCCUUUGUUGUGCACCAAAGUCACCCACAUCAAGUACAGCAGCAGGUUCAACAGCAAGUUCAACAGCAUGCCCAACAAGCUCAUCAACAUGCUCAUCAGCUUGCCCAGCAACAUGCGCAGCAGCUCGCACAGCAACAUGUUCCCCAUACAGUGACGCAUCAAGUUACACACCAAGUUCCACAUCAGAUAUCGCAUCAGGAGCCAAUUGUUGUGACACAACCAACGAAAAUCUACACCUACGAAGAGAGUUCGGAACAAGCUCCAGAGCAGGUGUACAGGCAACCAAAGGUUGUGCAUCAGGAGCAGUAUCAGGCGCAGUAUCCACCAAAUAAUGAACUCUCGCGUGAAUCAGUUGUUCACAGUGUAGAUCUAACAGAUCAGAAUCCUAAACAUCGACCCACGCAUAUUGACCUGAGUGCUCUUGAUGUUGGACAAUCGUGGUCACAUGGAAAUACAUUCGAUCACACGGCUGCUCUGAAGAAUCUGCAGGGAUUUGAUCAGAGCAACGCCGUACUCCAACCAGCCCCACAUCCAAAGCUACACUUCAAUUCACAAACCUACCAUGACAUCAAUGCACUACCGUACAACCCCAAUAGGGAUUUUGUGUCAACUGUUGAACCACCUGUUGCUGCAUCAACUGUUCAAGCUGUUGAUACAUCAACAACAUUCUACAAGAAGCAAUCGUCGUAUGGACCAAUGCCUGCUCACAGUACAGUCAACGUCAAUGAGGGCUCUGCAUCUGUUGGUGCAUCCAUUAGUGUGGGGGCGGAACAAAAUGUCCCUGGACUGCGGGAUGAGCAGGUAAAGGCAAUAACUGAUGAACUUGGUCCUGUACACAUUAUCAAUGGACUUCCCGUUGUUAAUCCCUACAACAUUGAUUUGCAUACGCUGAAGUUUAUGCUUGGCUCUCCCAUGUCUCCGGGGAAUGUUAAUCAAGUUCAAACUCCCCACCCGGCUGGACCGUCGUCUGUGUCUGAAGUCCCUCCACCACAGCCACAUAAACCACGAAAGGUUCAGGGUAAUAGUCAGUAUACGCGGGAUAGUGGCUGGACGAAUGCCGUACGGGUACCCAUUUCGUCCGGAAGCAAUGCAGUCCAGUACAAAUACACAGGGAAUGACCUACCGUUGGACAGCUACAGUCCCAAAUACAACAACAACCCCAAAGGUGAGGGCUACCAGGUGUCACCUGCAACGCACUCCAAAAUGCACAAUGCCCAUCAGAAUGGGUCACAGUUCACGGAGGUGAUGAACAAAGGGCGCGUAAAGGUGCUGGAGGUCAAGGCUCCCCGAGUGAAGAAGCAACAAAUCAAAGGCCGGGAACCGGACACUGAACUGAAACCGCCGCCAAGGUUCCCAAAAUACAAUUAAUGUUUAAUUGGGGUGGGGUUUAAAUGCUUUUAGAGCGGGUGGGGCCUCCUAGGGUAAACAUUGCAACAAGUCCAUCCACCUCAUGACCCCAAAUUGAGGUGGUCCUUGCACCUAUUUAUACUUCACUCUCUCUCUCUCCAUCCCUUGUCUUCUCCUGCAAAAGAAGUGCAUGCAAAAAAUAUUAAAUUCCAGCGUUAGAGCAAAAAUACUAAUUAUAAAAAAAAUGGAGUGUAUGUACAUAGAAAAAAUGCUGAAAGUUAAUUUACCGUGUCGUGCGUGAGAUAGAGAAACUAAACUGAAUAAUAUUUUGUAAAUACCAAUUGUAAUUGUGAUAAUUAUUAAUUUUUGUUAAAAAAUAAAAAUAAAAAAUUAAGCUACGAGAAGUGGUUUCACAGAU